Molecule: messenger RNA, 1374 nt
Organism: Diaporthe citri
Lineage: Eukaryota; Fungi; Ascomycota; Sordariomycetes; Diaporthales; Diaporthaceae
Exons: 1
Coding region: 1-1374 (457 amino acids)
Biological process (GO): malate transmembrane transport
Cellular component (GO): membrane
Molecular function (GO): malate transmembrane transporter activity
Source: RefSeq, a predicted model, not a curated record
AUGGAGGGCGCAAGAAGAUCCUUCGACCAGAGGCCAUCCUUCAUGGAGUCUCAAGCCGCUCCACAAGGACUGUUCGAGACCAGACAACCUCGCCCGAACAGCUUCUCCAACGACUUCCAAAACGUUCAGAUCGAGAGCAACGACAGCACGCGGGUGUCGACGCCCUCGGGCGAGCGCGACAUUGAAAAGUACGAGGAUGAAGACCCGAUCAAGAAGGACGACCACAAGCGACAGACAUACCAGGGCUAUGACAUUUACGACCCAAACAGGCCGAAGCUGGGGCUCAAGCAACGAUUACACCACUUCACCUGGGCAUGGUGGACUCUCAUCAUGAGCACAGGUGGACUAUCACUUCUCAUCUUUGCACAACCGUACCAGUUCCCCGGCCUGAGACAAAUCGGUCUCGUCGUCUAUGUCAUCACCCUCAUCCUCUUCACACUCACCGCCAGUGCCCUGGUCGCGCGGUUCUUCCUGUUCCCGGGCGAUCUCAAGAAAUCCAUCUGCCACCCGCGUGAGGGACUCUUCUUCCCCACAUUCUUCCUCUCCACCGCGACACUCAUCACGAACACUUACCGUUACGCCAUCCCGGAGAAUGAUGAGACUCUCAACUGGGCCAUCCAGGUUGCAUUCUGGAGUUACCUUGCCGUGACACUGAUCCUCGCCGUCGCCCAGUACAGUUACGUCUUCCGGGCUCACACCAUGGAGGUCAAGACCAUGAUGCCCACCUGGAUCCUGCCCAUCUUCCCCAUCAUGCUCACGGGCACCAUCGCCUCCGUCGUUGCCGAGACCCAGCCCGAGUUCAUGUCCGUUGCCAUUGUGUACGGCGGUCUCGCAUGCCAGGGUCUGGGCAUCAGUGUGUCGUUCCUCAUGUACGCCCACAUGGUCGGACGCCUGAUGUCAUUUGGCCUGCCCAGCCGUGAGCACAGGGCCGGUCUCUUCAUGAACGUGGGGCCCCCAUCUUUCACCUGCCUCGCCUUCAUCGGCAUGUCAAACGGCCUGCCUGAGAACUUCGACUUUGACUCCAACGGCAUCAUGGACGUCCACUUUGUCCGCCAGAUGGCAGUCCUCGGCGGCGUCUACCUCUGGGGGCUCGCCCUCUGGUGGUGGGGAGUUGCUGUUGUCGCAGUGAUCCAGAGCAGGCCCAAGUACUUCCAUCUCGGAUGGUGGGCUAGUGUGUUCCCCAACACCGGCUUCACCCUCGCUACCAUUGCACUUGGUAACGCGAUCAACAGCAAGAUCGUGCUCGACUUUGCUGUGUUCAUGUCGGUGUGCAUACUACUGACAUACUUCUUUGUCUUGUACCACCACAUCCGGGCUGUCAUAGUCCAGGAUAUCAUGUACCCAGGCAGGGACGAGGAUGUCGAAGACCACUGA